Molecule: messenger RNA, 4737 nt
Organism: Alosa alosa (allis shad)
Lineage: Eukaryota; Metazoa; Chordata; Actinopteri; Clupeiformes; Clupeidae
Gene: igf2bp2a
Product: insulin-like growth factor 2 mRNA binding protein 2a
Exons: 17
Coding region: 93-1931 (612 amino acids)
Biological process (GO): nervous system development; regulation of gene expression
Cellular component (GO): cytoplasm; nucleus; cytosol
Molecular function (GO): mRNA 3'-UTR binding
Source: RefSeq, a predicted model, not a curated record
GGACAUUAUCCAUUCGCCCUUCAAUAUGUCAUAGCCUACAUCGAUUGAAGAGACUACGGGGGUGUGAUUCCAAAUAAGGAUUUUAUUAGAUCAUGAACAAACUAUAUGUCGGGAAUUUGAGUCCUUCGGUCACCGUCGAGGACUUGAAGCAGCUCUUUGGUGAGAGGAAGCUUCCAGUGGCCGAUCAGGUCCUGCUCAAAUCCGGCUAUGCCUUUGUGGACUUCCCCGAUCAAAACUGGGCCAUUAAAGCAAUUGAAACUCUAUCUGGAAAAGUUGAAUUACAUGGGAAGGUGAUUGAGGUAGACUACUCUGUUCCCAAAAAACUAAGGAGUCGGAAGAUCCAGAUCCGGAACAUCCCCCCUCAUCUUCAGUGGGAGGUUUUGGACAGCCUUUUAGCACAGUAUGGUACAGUCGAGAACGUGGAACAAGUCAACACUGACACAGAAACAGCUGUGGUGAAUGUCACAUACGCAACAAAGGAAGAAACGAAAGUAGCGAUCGAGAAGCUGACUGGACACCAGUUCGAGGACUACUCUUUCCACGUGUCCUACAUCAUGGACACGGACGCCGCUCCGCCACCUCAGCAGCAGUCUCCGCGCCUGCGUCGGGGCGGACGCUCGUCACGGGAGCAGGAUGCGUCCUCACAGCCCGGUCCGUCGGGCGGACUGGCCUCACAACGCCACAAGGCCCAACACGACUUCCCCCUGCGCCUGCUCGUGCCCACGCAGUUUGUCGGCGCCAUCAUCGGCAAGGAGGGCCUCACCAUCAAGAAUGUCACCAAACAGACACAGUCCAAGGUAGACAUCCACCGGAAGGAGAAUGCCGGAGCGGCGGAGAAGCCCAUCACCAUCCACUCCACCCCCGAUGGCUGCUCUGCAGCCUGCCGCAUGAUCCUGGACAUCAUGCAGAAGGAGGCCAACGACACCAAGGUAACGGAGGAGAUCCCUUUGAAGAUCCUGGCUCACAACAGCCUGGUGGGCAGGCUAAUUGGGAAGGAGGGCCGGAACCUGAAGAAGAUCGAGGAGGAAACGGGGACCAAGAUCACCAUCUCCUCAUUACAAGACUUAACCAUUUACAACCCUGAGCGGACCAUCACAAUAAAAGGCAGCUUGGAGGCCUGCUGUAAGGCGGAGGUGGAGAUCAUGCGAAAGCUGAGGGAAGCCUACGAGAAUGACAUUGCUGCUAUAAACCAACAAACCAACUUGAUCCCGGGGCUGAACCUCAACGCCUUGGGCAUCUUUUCCACGGGCCUUCCAAUGCUGCCUCACGCUGCCGGGCCUCGCGGGGUCCCCCCUGUGCCUCCUGCGGGAUACAGCCCUUUCCUGAGUCCCUCGUCACAUCUAAGUGGCUUAUACGGAGUUCCUCCAGCCAGUGCCAUUGCCCACCAGCACACGUCAGCUCCGGAGCAGGAGGUGGUCUACCUCUUUAUUCCAACUCAGGCUGUUGGGGCAAUUAUCGGCAAAAAGGGCCAGCACAUUAAGCAACUCGCACGGUUCGCCGGAGCGUCUAUUAAGAUUGCGCCGGCAGAAAGCCCUGAUGUCACCCAGAGGAUGGUGAUCAUCACAGGGCCCCCAGAAGCCCAGUUUAAGGCUCAGGGCAGGAUAUUUGGGAAGCUGAAGGAGGAGAACUUCUUCACGGCGAAAGAGGAGGUCAAGCUUGAGACGCAUAUCAAAGUGCCCUCUUCUGCCGCUGGCAGGGUCAUUGGCAAAGGUGGCAAAACGGUGAAUGAAUUGCAGAACCUCACCAGCGCAGAGGUCAUUGUGCCUCGGGACCAAACACCUGACGAAAAUGACGAGGUCUUUGUCAAAAUCAGUGGGCAUUUCUUCGCUAGCCAGACUGCACAGAGGAAGAUCAGGGAGAUCAUCCAGCAGGUGAAGCAGCAAGAACACAAGCACCAGCAGGGGGGUCCCGUGCCACGCCACGCCAAGUGACCGGCAGGGCCGCCCCAGCGGGCACCAGCCAAUGAAUGUAGCCCUCCCAACUGGAGCGAGAGAUUGAGCAAGAGAGAGAACGAGAGCGAGAGAGAAAAGAGUGGAAGAGAGCGAGACGGAGAAGAGUCAGAGGGGAACAGGCAAGAGGAAGACCAGCGGCAUCGGGAACAAAAGAAUAACCAAAGAACUUCACAUGGGGGAAAAGGUGUGAGCCAAAGGCUAACGGGGCUAAGUCGGCUGCCAGCCUAAGAGGGCUGUGGAUAUAUGCGGAGAGACAUGACUGUUCAAAAACUACCACCCACACACACACACACACACACACUCUGUUCACACGUGCUAAAACAUUGACAAAAAAAAAAUGGAAAAAAAAUGACAAAAAAAGAAUUGGGUAUCUUGAAAGAAUUGGGUAUCUUUUGUGUUCACAAGUUUAAAAGCAGGAAGCAUCAUCCUCCUGUGUUUAGGUUAUCUCAUUUAGUUGGACUAAUAUAGGCCUAACAACCACACUCACAAGAAAAGCUCUGUUCACACAGACAGUAUGUACAUUCAUGCAUAGUGUUUGAGGGAUUGGUGUAGACUUAGGUACAGGUGUGGAAUAGUGACUAAGAUAUUUUUUUAAAACAUUUUUUUUUAUUUCACCAACGGUUUUGAUGCUAAGAUUGCAAGUGUCGGUUUCCUUAGCAGUAUUAACAAACGUUAGAACAAAUAUACUGUUAUAUACUGAAAAGAUGUACUGUUAAUCUUGUUUAUACAUGGAGUAUAUAAGCACUUAUAUACAGACUGAUGUGUAUAUUUGUGUAUACAUAUAUAGUUGUAUGUAUAUAACAGUAUAUUUUUUCAUAGAUGAUAAAGAUCUUUUAAAAAGAAACUUGGGAGGGGAUCUUGGGGCAUACUUAGGGGGAAGAGUUUGAUUCAUAUAUAUAUUAUUUGUUUGCAUUUGAGAUAUUUAAAGUGAAACAAAGAUACGCAAAAGCAUUGACAAACUUAGAAGAGAGAAAGACAACUUAGUGGAUUAUUCGGAAUCCAUGUUAUUCAGCCUGUGUGUGCCAACUGCUCUUAGUUCACAUAUCCAACGCUGGUUACUUGUAUUUUGUUGUUACUAACGUUUCAGUCUUUUUGCUUAACUUUCUUUUUUCACUCUCGGGUGCUGUCAUCAGCGUCAGCUGAUGUCUGUGUUGUUGUUGUUUUUUGCUUUCUUUUGUUGCGUCACAGUGAAAUUCCACAUUGCCUGUGAUAUUACCUUGCAGCCUUUUUGACUUUUUGACUUUUACACGGCUGAUUUGACUGCCUCUUCUCGGUUAAGAAGACAUGAGAUAAAUCAUUACAGAGAGUGUGAGACUGUAGGCCUAUAUAUACAUAUAUACAUAUACACAUUGAUCAUCCAUACGAGGAGAGUGACCGCUCAAUUAGAUAUUUUGUCGUAGGAGGGGCUGUUGAAGAAUCUCAAAUCGAGCGUGGAGUUUGUCUGUCCCGGUGCGUUUUGUCAUACCCUGAGCAGAGGGAAGCAGUGCAGUGCAAAAGCGUGUGACAGAGGAAAGGGUGGCUGGGUGGGAUGUGAGGUGGGGGGUAGGGUUCAGUGAGGAGUGGAUGGGCGCAUGCGUGUGACAAAGGGGUUUUGGACAUUUGUUGGAGAGAGAAUUAGUAUGACCUGUGGUACACAUACACACCAACCCACACACAUACACACACACACACACACACACACACACACACACAACAGCGUUUGGCUUUAAACCUCUUAGUCAGGGAGCUUCUCUAAGUGGCUUGACAGAUGUGAAUGUAAAUAUGUACCACCUGCACUAUGUGUCUUAGUGCAGUGGUUGGGCCAGCCAGAAUGUGUUUUUGUUUUUUUUUUAAUCUUGAUACUUUAAAAUUUUCUAUCAUUUCAAAAAACAAUCAAACAGACAAAAAGGACGAAAAAUCUCAGCUCUUUUCACAUUUUCCUCAACACCCAGGUACAGAUUUAUCCCUUUGUGCUUUUGUUUAUUUUCAUUUUGUUUAUUCUUUGUGCGAGUGAAAGCUUGUGGCCUUAAUUGUCACCAAGUCAGUAACCUCACCAUGAGUUCCCCUCUCCUUCCCAACCUGCGAGCUACCAGCUGCAUCUUCCAGACGCAAGGUUAAUGCCAAUACGCACAGCUUCCUCCAUUGGUGUGUAUGCGUGCGUGUGUUUAUAUUAUAUAUAUAAAGAGAAAGAGAAGAUAUUUAUGAAUCUAUUUUUUUUUUUUCUAUUUUAUGACGAUAACUAUUACUGAUUCGGGGGGACACUGCCAUAUUGCUUUGAAGGGAAGUGUUUUAUUUUCUUGAGAAACUAAAAGAAGAAUUUAAAAAAUAUGACUAUGAAUAAUGACAGUAUAUUUUACAGGGCCCUUAAAGGGCUAUGGUGGGACAUUUUUAUAUGAGGUGGGAUUUUUUUUUUUAGCUCUAUGUUUGCAUUCCCUCAUAAUAUUUUCCGCAUUCACUUGCAAUAGUUUUGCAUUUACCAUUCCAAGGGAAUGCAAAACUAUUGUGAGGGGACCAAAAACUAUUGAGAGGGAAUGCAAAAGUUAUUGUGAGGGAACACAAAAAACGUUGCAAGGGAAUGCAAAACCAUUGUUAAGAAAGCAAUAGGUGCUUACAAAGUAAAUUCCCACCCCAAUUAAAAAAUAAUUACCCACUAUGUCCCCAUAGAGGCUCUGUAAUAAUUCAACGCUAAUGGGGAGAAAAUAAAACACAUGAAUCACCGCAUUACUUUGAUCAGGAUGUAAACAGUGCGCAUGUUAGUUUUUAUGAUCUACCUCAGGCUUCAGGGUACCUCAGUCCAAUCUUUCAU